AUGUCAAGCUAUACGCCAGGAUCGGGCGAUGACAAGGAGCUCAUCGCCGCUUUUGAGACAGCGCUUGGAGGCCCGGCGAGUUUGGGGCAGAAGGCAGCCUUUCGCAGGUUGUUCCAUGAGAGCUUUGCUGUCACUACGAGUGAAAUGCGCUCGUUGGUGGAGCGGACCGAUGAAACAGCCCCUAGGAAGCUUUCGGUGCCGGAACGCUCAGAGAGGUUCGCUGCCAUCGUGAAGAAGUUGCCGGGGUUGGACAUCCGGAAUCGAAUGGAGCCAUCAGAUGCUCUGGUGGAUGCGUGUGUCGCCAUCUAUGAACAGAAUCGCCUCCAAUACCUGGAGUGGGAUCGUCUGACAAGCAAAGAGCACGAGGCACAGACGAGUGCCAAGCGAGAGUCGGUCUUGUCCAUCGACAGCUCGGGGAAACUCAAGACUGAAAAGCCUGACCCGGGGCGUGCAGACACGUCCAGUGAGUUCCUCAUCCACCUUGCUUUGUCCCGUCGAGGCAUUGCUUUCGAGAUGGCGAAUCUCUUGGAUUUUGUCCAUCACAGCCGUUGGGUAGAAAAGCUUCUGAGUGCACGCCUGGAUGUUGUUCCUUCCACUCACAAUCUACCAACCUUCAUGCAGUUGCAGGCUGCGGAUCGCAAGUUGUUCCAGUGCCUUGCUGAUCAGACACGUGCCGGCCUCCAGGUCACAGCAUCGGGAAGGCCCUUGGAUCAGGUGUUCGAAGCCGCCACCUGUUCAACGGAGGUUGUCAGCUUGAUGCAGCCCUUGCCUAAGGCUACUGGCGCUGGCUCUGAGAAAGAGCGUGGUGGGCCUUACGGCCUUCCGCCGCCCCCUCCUGGAGGGAAGGGCCGUGGAAAGGGGAAGCGAGGUAAGGCUUCCGUUCGGCAGAUGAAAAUGCCCCAGGGGCUGGAAGGCUGUCGGAGUCACACGAACGGCGGAGACCCCAUAUGCUUCGGAUACGGUCUCAAAACUUGUCGCGAGACCGUCACUCGCGGCAGGCAGCAGCUUCACUGCGCGUUUGUGCAUGGCGGAGUCGUCGGCGUGCGGACGACGACUGGGAAGUACCCUGCAUCCACUGCCUUGUUUGUGGCAUGGCUCAAACAUGCGGCCCCCGGGUGUGUCUUCUCUUCCAUUGCCGUGCUUGAUCAGAGCCCCUCUUCCAUGCAUAAGGACCUGCAAAAUGGUGAGGGCUCCGAAGUCCGUGAGUUUCAAGGCCACGAUGUCAUCGGUGGCCCCGUUCCCUGGAAUGGCCCGUGUCUGCUCUUGUCGGCCAGCGAGAAUGCGCACUGCGUCCUCCCAUGGCAGGGCCGCCGCCUUGUCUUGGUAGGUUUCACGGCCUCGGGCCCUCUUGCACCGCCCGGGCAACACUCAUCUCGUCUGCUGUCGCCGUCGACUUCUCGCCCCCUUGUGCUCGAGUUGUGUGCGGGCUCUGCCCUUCUGUCUUGCGUAGCCAGAGAGGCCGGGUAUGCGGUCGUGCCGGUGGAUUGGGGCCACAGUAAGCAUAGACCUUAUGUUCAUGUGCUGCAGCUGGACUUGCGCUUGUCACGCACCUGGGACUUCAUCAGGCGUCUUGUUGAGACGCGCGACGUUGUGUGGGUGCAUAUCGCACCGCCGUGCGGCACAGCCAGCCGUGCACGCGAGCUUGGGAAGGGACCGCGCCCGCUUAGGUCCCUUCACCACCCUUGGGGGCGGCCCGAUCUGUCCGAGGUUGAGGCAGCUCGGGUUGCUAGCGCCAACGCUAUCUAUCGGGAGACGGCUGCCUUUUGCCAAUGGCUCCUGUCCAACCAUGCUACAGCUUUCCUGUCCUCCCACCCAGUUUUGGGUCGUCUCAGCGGGCCCUGCCCGGGCUGCCCCAAGCAUGAUGCUUGGGUUGUGGACGGCACAUCUGCCACAGCUUUGGAGGCCGCCUACCCAAAACUUCUCUGUGAACGGCUUGUUGCCUGCAUCGAUGACGUCGCUGCCGAGCGUCAGCUUCUUCCGAGCAAGCUUCAGACUUCUGAGCUAGCUACUGCCCGUGCAGCAGGGCAGGUUCAGCCCCGAGGUCGCCGUUUCGCGCCUGUCAUCGGCGAAUUUGCGCAUACCGUGUCAGUGGCUUCCUCCGAAGCCCCCCCGCUGAAUGCUAAGUACUGCUUGGAAAAACCUUGGUUGCAGGUGCCUGCCAAGUCUAAACUGCUGCGUGUGUCCGUUGAAAGGGGUGGUGCCGACACCCGCGCAGGUGAGCUGGGAGAUGAGCUCCAGUUGGAUGCAGCUUCUUGUCGGUUUUACACUUUCGGUGUGUAUCGAUCUCCAGAGGUUUUCGUGCGUGAGGCAAAGCAGCUUGAUCACCCCUUUGAUACUGCCAGGGCCCUUCCGGACGGACUGGUUCGUGUGCUCUUCGACCUCCUUGUGCAAGGCCCGGUAGUGGUUAUGCGACGGAGACUGGAGAAAAUCAGGCUCUGGAGACAAUGGGCUGUUGAGCUUGAGGGCGAGGAGCGUGCCCUGAAGCAAAAACUUGAACCUUCGGUGAGGCGUGUCUUGGGAGGCAAGCGCCUGUGCCUUCUUAAGCGCAUUGCCGAAUCUCUUGAUUGGCCUGACAAGCAACUUCAUCACGACUUGGAGGUGGGGUUCAAACUCACUGGCUAUAUGCCGUGCACUGGGGUCUUCCAUCCUGACGAGAAGCCGGCACUUAGCUCCGAACAAGAUUUUUGGGAAGGUGCGGCCAUCUUGAGGGAUUCUCUGUGGGACAAGGUGUCCAGCCAAGUUUGUGGUGAGCAUGCGCAAGAGCUGUGGAACGUCACUCUUGAAGAAGCAGAUGCAACAUCAAAGGCUUGGCUUGAUGGUCCUUACACUAGAGAGCAGCUCGAAGAAGUGUACCCGCAAGGGUGGUCGCCUUGUCGCCGCUUCAGUGUAAUGCAAGGAAAGCUUCGCCCAAUCGACGACUUCUCCGAAUCCGGCGUGAACUCCUGUUUUGGGUGUUUCGAGCGUGUUAGCCUGAAAGCACUGGAUGAGCUUUGCUGGGUUUGCCUGCAGGUAUUCCGGUGUGCCUUGGGUUCCGGUUGGGUGAAGUUUGUGUUGAGUGACGGUACGUCCCUCGAGGGCAGGUUGCACAAGGUUUGGGCGGAUCGCGAGAAACUGCGUCCACUCACGAAGACCUAUGACCUUAGAGCAGCUUACAAACAACUACCUCUUCACCCGGGAGAGAAGCCGAAAGCAGUCCUGAUUCUCAAAAACCCUACCGACGACCGGUGUAUGCAUUUCCGUGCAACACCUUGCCCUUCGGUUCGUCGGCUUCGGUGA
Messenger RNA from Symbiodinium natans, 3276 nucleotides. NCBI's taxonomy places the organism in Eukaryota, Dinophyceae, Suessiales, Symbiodiniaceae. The record is from the annotation of a GenBank genome assembly.